Polychytrium aggregatum is the source of this 3288-nucleotide messenger RNA. RefSeq lists its product as uncharacterized. The record is from RefSeq and is a predicted model, not a curated record. NCBI's taxonomy places the organism in Eukaryota, Fungi, Chytridiomycota, Chytridiomycetes, Polychytriales. Gene Ontology annotation, molecular function: guanyl-nucleotide exchange factor activity. The coding region runs from base 107 to 3163 and encodes 1018 amino acids. The transcript has 13 exons.
CCCGAGGCCUCUAUCGCCGCACCCACCAGCCCCACUUGCUAGUCUGCUCCUGACAUCCCCCACUCUCCCCCUCGGACCAUUGCCCUCGCCUGUCCAGCCCAACGAGAUGAUCGGCUCCACGAACGCAAGCAACGGUGCUAUAGCACCAUCGGACCAUCGCACCUUUGCCCCUCGCACGGGGGUUCGCCACGGCAGCGUCGAUACAGAAGACUCUGUCGCCGAGUCUAUUGUCUUGUCGCCGCCGGUGGCUACCAACCGAUGCAAGGGCUGCCAGUUCCCCCUAGAAGGGUUGGAUGUCACCUCCGAGUGGCAUUCGGAUUGCUACGAGAUUUACUCUAAAUGGAGGGUCCAGGUACUCUUUUUCCAGGACUUGGCCUCCCUCGACAGCCUUGACAUCGAGGCUCGAUCGGACUACCGCAAAAAGAUCCACUACAUACUGGUGUGCCUAUCCAACUUUGAGGAGUCGUGCGAAAAGUAUCUCGUCAAGUCUAUCCACUAUGCCUAUAGGAGGCAGUUCCCGGAGUGCUUUUUGCAGAUCAGCAAGUUCAUCUCGGCCGUCGAGAUCCUGUUUGUCGCCAUGGAGGAUAUCGAUGCCCAGCUUCGGGCCAUGGGCGUAUCUGCGCCAUCGACAGACCAGUGUAAGGAGAUUGCCGGGAAGCUCAACAACUUUAUCCAGAUCGUCAAUGCCGUCCCCGAUGCCGCCAGCGAAGAUAUGCACGCUCGACUCAAGAACUUUAUGCCGGAUGUCAUCCGCUGGGUGCGGAUCCUGCUCAAGCAUUCUGCCAGAAUGGCGUUUCAGCUGCAACGCCUCUCGAGCGAGUUUUCCACCAUCAACUGGUACCUCAAUCUCGUACUGGUGCAGCUGACCGAAGCCGACGAGUCCGAGUCCGCAAAGCUCCAGCGUCUCCUGCGGCUCCCCCGGCCCACCGAGCGCUGCCAAUACUGCCAAUACUCUGUCACUCCGCCGUACAUUUGCCAGGACAUUUAUGUCUGGCACAAGAACUGCUUCUUCUGCGUGCUCUGUGGCACCAGCGUCUCCGAGACUCUGAGCAGCACCUUUACGGAUGCAAAUCGCCAGGUCUACUGCAGCAACCAUCCAGAGAUCCGUGUCCUGUCGAACCACUUUGGCGUCGUCCGGCCGCUGGAGCAUUGCAUCAAGAUUCUGCGGAACAUUCUCUGCAGCAUGUAUCUGACUCGUAUUGCUUCAUCGUCUGGCGAGCAAACGCAAGCCCAGUCCCUCCGAAACCCCACAGUCCUGGUGAACUCCCGUCCCACUCCGGACCUUCCAAACCCAUACCAGCGCGAUCGGUCCAACUCCCGCGAUCUGCUCGAAUCAGCCACGCCCUCGACGAUCACACACCGCCCUUCAUGGGACGGGCAACGUAAUCCAUUCACCGAGUCGCUGGCGGGCCCCUCAACCGCUGCCCAGCCGCUGACUCAGUCGCAAUCACAGCCGUUCACCAGCAGCCUAACUCUGCGGACACCCACGCCGACGGCACGACCAGGUGCGAGGUCAGCGACGCCGUCGAACCGAUCGGUCAAGUCACAGGCACGCGAAGGCCCCGACCACACCGACAUUAUUUCGCAGUUUGAGGCACCCUUGUUCCGCCGCAACCUCGAUCGCUCGGCCUCAACCACCCAGUCCACAACCCUCUGGAGCAGAAUGACGAUGCGCAACGCCCAGACUUCGUCUUCGCCGCCGCAGUCUUCGGCGAUUCCAAUGGCCCCAAGCCACUCCGUGCCUCCCCCCGUCCCCGACUCGGCCGCCACGACACAGUCCUCGCCUUCAACGAGCUUCUCGAUGACCGCAACUCUGCCCGAGACGGCUGUCGAGCUGGUUUCGCUGGAACAGGAACUGACUCGUGCCCUCGCCGAGCUGGCCAAGCAGCGUUCUCCAAGCGAGAAAGCCCUGUCGAUCCGGGGCACCGAUUCGGAUGACCGUCAAUUUUCCAGAGAGACCUCCCAUCCUCUCGAGACAUCCUCGACCGUAUCGCGGUCCAAUGGACUCACCACGGUCCACCAGCAGUCCUCGUUUUCCUCCAUCAGCUCGGCCGACUUGCCCUCAAGCGACUUUUUCAUGGAGGACUUUGAUACCAGCUUCCUCAAGACAAGCUCGCGAGGCUAUGCCAUUGCCGAGCUGCUCGACUCGGAGGCAAUGUACUGCAACUCGCUUGGUGUGAUGCUGCACUACUUCAAGGGCGGUCUCCUCAAAAGCCAGAUCGUCAAGCCCCGGGACGCCGAUCUUAUUUUCCGUGGCAUCGAGGAUCUCUACAGUUUCCACAAAGAAUUCCUGACCAAGCUUCGAACCCAACUCGGGCCAGAGCUGUGGGAGACGGAGUCGCCCAGGCUCGGACCCGUGUUUCUGAACUAUAAAGCACGACUCGCGGACCUGCUGAUCAACUUUAUUGACGUCGGCCAUGUGUCGUAUCGCACGAUCAAAUCGUACGAAAAGAACCAAGAGUACAUUGACUUUAUGAAGGCUGCAGCAAGAUCGGAGCAGACGGGCAAGCGCGACUUGAAAGACUUUAUGGUGCUGCCGGUGCAACACUCGCUGCGCUACUGCCUCCUGGUCAAAGCCGUCUUGAAGCAUACGCCCGACCAUGACCCGGACAAGCAAGACUUGGUGCUGGCUGUGGCUGCCAUGGAGUGGCUGGCCAUCACCGCCAAUGAGAAGAAACAGGAGAGCGAGGAGCUGGUCGGCAUGUUCUUGGCCUAUGAGAUGACCAAGCACUGUCCUGCGACGCUCAUCCAAUCGCGGCGACGCAUGAUGUUCCGAUGCGACACCUCGGAUGUGCAGCGCAAUCGCCAGGUCCACUUGUUCCUCUGCUCGGACUCGCUGUUGAUUGCUCAGUCGACUCUCCGGCGGUUUGUGUUCCAUGCCGGAGGGCAGCCGCCAGAGGGACAGCCCUACUCGUUUGUCCGCUGGCUCGACUUUAGAGACAUUGUGUUUAUCAACGACGAGCUCUCUGCUGACACUGUCAAGAUCUUGGCCAUAUUCAACUACGACUCGUCGCAGCGCACCCUGACGUGCCCGCCUGUGCCGGCCGAAUCCCGCGAUAUCAACCUGUAUUUCCGCUUCGAUGUCGGUGUCGACCCAGUCAAGGCGCGCGAGACGUUCUUGAAGCUCCUCAAGAGCCAGUGGACCAAGAUCAAGAGUGCGUAGGCCGUUCAAGAUCCGGUUCCCAGCGUCCUGUUUCUUCCGGCGCUGAUGUCGAUGCCGUCGGGCAAGAUGAUGGGCAGAUGUGCUAAUCCGGAGGGACGAUAACCCAUCAUCUUUUCCGAUCCCCA